AUGAAGUUCACAAACACCGCCGCUAUCCUGGUCCUCAGCCCCAUGGUGGUCGCUGCGCCGCUGUCUUCAACUGAGAAGCGCAAACCUGAGGCUUCCAAGCAGUACUUCCACCUGGCUGGCGACGUCCUCGACAAGCGCGAGCCUAAGCCCAAGGCUGCCAAGCAGUAUUUCCACUUAGCUGGCGACGUCCUUGACAAGCGCACCGAGAUUGCUAAAUAA
Colletotrichum graminicola M1.001 is the source of this 219-nucleotide messenger RNA. RefSeq lists its product as uncharacterized. The record is from RefSeq and is a predicted model, not a curated record. The transcript has a single exon. Bases 1 to 219 code for a protein of 72 amino acids. NCBI's taxonomy places the organism in Eukaryota, Fungi, Ascomycota, Sordariomycetes, Glomerellales, Glomerellaceae.